GACGUUAAGCCGCCCACGCUCGAUGGAUUUAAGCAACAUGUCUAACAUGAAAUCAGCGCCGAAAAGCACCCAACGGAGGAGGAGGCCAUUCUAGAAGCCUUCCAACGGAUGAAACUUACCUCAUCUAAGCCUCAACCUCAGCCUAUAUCUACCACAGAACAAGGCCAUAAUAAAAGAAGCAGAAAAAGAUCGGCUUUUGAUUGGCCAGACGACCAGCAGAAUUCAGACACUUUAAAUACCAAAGAGAGCUUAAAUAAUAAAGGUCGCAAUAAGAAGAUUUGCUCUCCCAGUAGCUACCCCCCGCCCCCUAGCCCGACUAGGCGGGAGCGAGGUAGGCAGCAAGCCGAUAACAACUGGAGAGAGUUCGAUCGCGGUGCCAAAAGUUCAAGCACGCGUCAGCUCUGGAGUCCAAGCGGUGGCGGUCCCCAAAGGCCUUCUCAGCUCAAAACACAAACACUAAAGCCAACCCAGUAUAAAAUGGAGGAGCCCGAUCCGGAACCUGUCCCAGAUGCUGAUGUCGGGGCAGAUGAUUAUACCGAGGAUCCUUCUGUAUCUCAGCUGAUUCGGCAGCCUGAAACUAGGCCAAUAUCCCAAGAGCAGCUCGUUGCUGAAGUCAAGGGUAUAUAUGCAGGGCUUGUUAUGGUUGAAUCUAAGUGCAUUGAAGUUGAUAAUGGUCACUUACCCCAGCAGCUUAAUAACGAACAGUGGCAGGGACUUAUCGCCCUGCAUCGUACAUUACUUCAUGAGCAUCACGAUUUUUUCAUGGCCUGUCAGCAUCCAUCCGCUAGUCCGGCUCUUCGAAGACUAGCUUCCAAAUAUAAUAUGUCUGCGCGAAUGCGGUCACACAAUAUUCUGAAUCAGUUAACUCAAAAACUGCUGAACAGGCGAAUAUAUCAAGAAUACCCCCUUGCCGACUCGGUGGACAAACAAUAUUACGUAGCUGGGACGGUAAAUGGAAUGCUUAUAGAGGCACUUCCGGAUACUGGGGCAGACAAGUGCUUCAUAUCAUCGAAAUUAGCCUCUCGUCUUGGCCUUCUUCCUGUUCCUGGAACACAAGAGAAGAUAACACUUGCCAAUGAAAAAGUAGUUGAGUCUCCUGGGAUGGUACAAGUGCCGUGGGAAUUUACCAGGCAACGAGAGAAGCACAUGAUGAACUGCUGGAUACUCCCGGGAUGCAUUCGUGAUCUGGUUCUAGGAAGUUCGUUCUUACAAGCAACAAACACGCUUAAAAGAUUCCGCGAUCGCAUUAAAGUUAGGCUUAUUGGGGUGUUCAACCGGUUUUCGUUGAGUUUUCUAGGGGGCAAGAAGCAACGUUUGCGGGGGUAUAUCAACGGCCAUUUGACUGCGGCACUUCCGGAUACAGGCUCUGACGCCAUGUUUGUCAAUGGUGCAUUUGCCCGGAAGAUUGGGUUAGAUAUUGACUCUGAUGUCAGAAAUCUGGUUGAAGUCGAACUCGCUGAUGGAUCCACAACCAUGACGAGUGGCAUUGUACGAGAUGUACAGUGGAGAGUUGGUAAGACAACAGUGCAAUGCACCUUUCAUGUGCUUGAAGAUCUAUGCAUGGACGUUAUUUUAAGCAACAGCUAUUUGUUCAACAUGAACAUAUUCUCGGAGCAGGAGGAACACUUCUUCGACAUGGAUUCCAAAGAUCAUUUCGACGAUUAUUCUUCUUAUUUUUGCAGUCUCCGUCUGCUUAAGAACAAGAAUGUGGCUUCUCCCAAGGCAUUCAGUCCCGAGAUGACCCAACAUGAACUGGAACAAUUGGAAAAAUGGGAAAAAAUGGAAGAACUCUACAGACGAGAUGAAAGUCGCGACUGGAUAAUGGGUUUGCCUGAAGAGCAACAAGAAAAGGCUGUCCAAGACGAGAAAGCACGACAGCAGUGCUGGGAGGCUUCAAGAAAAGAACGUAAAGCAAAAUUGGCAGCAACAUCACAUACAGCCAAGGAGAAUGUUCGCAAUGAUACUGACCUGAUAAGUCGGUUAAAGAAGCGAUUCCGUAUAGGGACUCCUCUGAGGAAGUGAGCUAGGUGACAAUAAGCCCGAGAGCAUGGAAUGUCGCCCACGAGUACUGGCCCAAGUCCAUAAGAGAAGCAGAAUUAACACCAAGAUAGCUGGAGACUGUUAAACGAAAAGGUUUGGAAGAAGGGAUUCUUUUGGCUCACGCAUUGUUUUUCCGUACAUUAUGA
This is a messenger RNA of Trichoderma harzianum CBS 226.95, 2186 nucleotides long. RefSeq lists its product as hypothetical. The record is from RefSeq and is a predicted model, not a curated record. The transcript is spliced from 3 exons. Gene Ontology annotation, molecular function: protein binding. Bases 109 to 2022 code for a protein of 637 amino acids. Lineage: Eukaryota; Fungi; Ascomycota; Sordariomycetes; Hypocreales; Hypocreaceae.